Messenger RNA from Mugil cephalus (flathead mullet), 1289 nucleotides. Its product is annotated as PI-PLC X domain-containing protein 1-like. NCBI's taxonomy places the organism in Eukaryota, Metazoa, Chordata, Actinopteri, Mugiliformes, Mugilidae. Gene Ontology annotation, molecular function: phosphoric diester hydrolase activity. Bases 297 to 1262 code for a protein of 321 amino acids. The transcript is spliced from 7 exons. The record is from RefSeq and is a predicted model, not a curated record. Gene Ontology annotation, biological process: lipid metabolic process.
UAUUUCCUCCAAGAUGACCUUUUCUCUCCUGCAGUAAGAAACGGUUUAUAUGUGUUCUGGUGGUAUGAGGAAGUUUCAGAAAAGCUGUAUGUCAUGUUCAUCAAACAUUCCAGUUGAGGCCGGCGCUCCGUUUAGAUUUCCUCAUACAAUGGCCUUCCAGAUUACAAAACCUGAAAGACAACAACAGAUAGCAACAGUCUACACCUCCAGAGUGUAGAGGCGGUUCAACUGUGCGACUCUUUCACUUCUUCCUGCACUUCUGCACCGUCAAAUAGGAGGUAAUAAAGAACUAAAGCAUGCCUGGAUUUCCCUGGAAGAAAUUUAGGAGGUCUGCCGAAGUAAAUAGCAACAGUGACUGGAUGUCGCAACUACCCCCUAAACUUCACACCGUUCCUCUCUAUGAUCUGGCCAUACCAGGAAGCCACGACUCAAUCACUUAUGACCUGGACGUCAAUUCCUCGAUAGUAGAGCCUCAGAAACUGAGGAGAUUCAGCAAGAUCUGCUGCGUGCGUAAAAUAGUGCAUAGAUGGGCAUCCACACAGGAUGCAACUGUCACAGAGCAACUGGAUGCAGGGGUUCGCUACCUCGACCUGAGGAUCGCUCGCAAGCCCAACGACCCCGAUCCCACCAGGCUUUACUUUUACCACGGGCUUUACACGAGGACUGACGUGGAGACUGUUCUCCGGGAGAUACUUGAGUGGGCAAAGCGCCACCCCAAAGAGAUCCUCAACCUGGCCUUUUCCAACUUCAGAGGUUUUGAGAAGCAGUCCGAACAGAUGCUUCACAACCACCUCAUCAAGUCCAUCAAGACCUUGUUUGGAGACAGGCUCGUCCCUAGAUGGUCGAAGAACAAGCACACCUUGAAGAGUUGCUGGGACAUCGACAAAAACAUCAUAGUUUCUUACGAUUAUAAAGCGAAUCAGGACUUAUGGAUGAAAAUAACUUAUUUCUACGGGAACAGUAUGAAACCUGCAGACAUCGAAUCGAGACUCUGCCGUGCUCUGGAAAAGGAAAGGCCUUACCAGUAUUUCUUCGUGUGUGGCCUGAACCUGACGCUGCCGAACGACGCCAGGAUACUCAAGUACAUCCUUCGCCUCUGCGACAACUUCCACAACGUCAUUCUCAGGAGUCUGCCGAAGAUGGUGCAGUGGCUGAAGAAGCAGUCUGGCCAGAAAAUGAACAUUGUCGCCUCAGACAUGGUGACUCGCGACGACUUCGUAACGACGGUCAUCGAGCUCAAUUCAAUAAACGGAAAGGCAUAAUAAUAACAACACUAAUAAAAAAUCAGA